Rhipicephalus microplus (southern cattle tick) is the source of this 4782-nucleotide messenger RNA. Its product is annotated as DNA excision repair protein ERCC-6-like. The record is from RefSeq and is a predicted model, not a curated record. Gene Ontology annotation, molecular function: DNA translocase activity; ATP binding. Lineage: Eukaryota; Metazoa; Arthropoda; Arachnida; Ixodida; Ixodidae.
AAACGGUUGGUGCGGGCGCAUUUGAAGCCCUCAAGAGGCGCCGGUCGCGACUUGAGUGCUGCAGUCGGCGCGAACCGUUUUCGCUGACGACCAAAAUGCAUGUGUUUUAACAUGCUUUCUCGGAGGCGGUCUUUCUGAAAGGCCUGCAGGUUGUACCUUGAGCAGCAAUAACUCGCUGACAUCGCCACCCCUUGCAUUGUACAGUCAUGGCUUCGGCUGGUGAAACAGACGGCGACGAUAAGUCCUCGCAGUUCAAGUUCCACAAGUCUGAAGGCAAGAAGCUUCUGAAGCAAGGGAAUGUCCAGGGAGCUCUACAGGCUUUCGAAAGAGCUGCCGAGCAUCAGGCCGAUGACCGCCUCCAGGCUAAGAUAGAGAAGAUGCGAGAGUUUUUGAAAAGUGAGCAAGCCCAAGAAGCUAGUGAUAGUGACAUGGUUGAAAUCGGCAAUGGUUUCUACCUGUGUCAAGCCAUCGAGCGAAGACUUUAUACUUACCAGAGGACCGGCUUGCUAUGGAUGUGGGACCUGUACCUCAAGAAACGUGGGGGUGUGCUUGGUGACGACAUGGGCUUAGGCAAAACUAUUCAAGUCAUCGCCUUCCUUUCAGGCAUGUUUGACAGUGAAAUGAUUAAGAGUGUCUUGAUCAUUAUGCCUGUAUCUCUAAUUGCCAACUGGAAGAAAGAAUUUGAAGGCUGGGCACCAGGCAUUGAUGUUUACGAGUACCACUCUGGGUCGAAAAAAGAAAGGGAGAGAAACCUGGCAAGGGUGCAGCGCCGUGGCGGCGUCCUCUUGACAAGCUAUGGCUUGGCACAAACAAGCCAUCAAGAAUUUUGUAACAGGAAUGGCGAACAAUUUGUUUGGUGUUACCUGAUUCUUGAUGAAGGCCACAAAAUCAAAAACCAAACUAAAACAACAAAAGCCAUCUACGAGAUUCCAGCUAAGCAGAGACUUGUACUUACAGGUACAGCUGUUCAGAACAAUCUCCAAGAGCUAUGGGCUCUAUUCAACUUUACACACCAAGGUGCACUUGUCGGCUCAUUGGCAACAUUUAAGCGCCAGUAUGAGACCCCUAUCAAUAGGGGACGUGAAAAGGAUGCCACCACAGGAGAGAAUCUUUUGGGCAAGGAGAUAGCGAGGCAGCUGCGUCGUUUGAUAAAGCCAUACUUUUUGCGGAGAACAAAGACAGAAACACCGAAAAAAAAAAAGAACAGUAAAGAUGACAAAGCCAAGCUAACCUUCUCUUCAAAGAAGAAUGACCUUGUGAUUUGGAUAUACCUGUCUAGUCUACAGAAGAAAAUAUAUCGAGAGUUUCUGGAGUCUGAUGAAGUAGCCAAUAUCCUCAUGACUAAGAAAUCUCCCCUUGUGCAGCUGACUGUGCUGAAAAAAAUUUGUGAUCAUCCAAGGCUUCUUUCAAAGCGAGCAUGUGUUCAAAUGGGAAUGUAUGACCACAUGACAAGAGAAGAAAUUGAAGAACUUCUCGAAAAGGAAGAAGGAAAGAAGAUUUCAAUUGAAGAUGUAACAGACAAUGUUCUCCUUGAAGAAUCUGGAAAGAUGACAUUUGUUUUGCAACUUCUGACAAUUCUCAAAGCUGAAGGUCACCGCACACUAUUUUUCUCGCAGUCAAGAAAGAUUUUGGAUAUUGUUAGUCGAAUUCUCACCAACAGGAGCUUCAGAGUUGCUCGUCUUGAUGGUACAAUCAACAAAAUGUGCGAGCGUGAUCGCAUAGUCUCGCAGUUUCAAGCCAAGGACAGUGCUGAUGUGUUUCUUCUUACCACUCAGGUUGGAGGUGUUGGGCUCACUUUGACUGCUGCUGACAGGGUCAUUAUCUACGAUCCUUCCUGGAACCCAGCAACAGAUGCUCAAGCUGUUGACCGUGCAUAUCGCAUAGGACAGCAAAAAAAUGUCGUGGUGUAUCGUUUGAUAACAUGCAGCACAGUUGAGGAGAAGAUUUAUCGGCGUCAGAUAUUCAAGGACUCUAUCAUAAAGCAAACGACUGGAAAGCAAAAUGACCCCAUGCGCUACUUCACAAAACAAGAGCUGAGGGAGCUUUUCAGUCUUGAAAACCCUAACUACUCUGGUACGCAGGUCCAGCUUUCUCAAAUGCACUCCUGGGACAAAAACUCGGACCCUGCUCUUAAUGAUCACAUUGCUCUUUUGCAAACAAAGAACAUCUUUGGUAUCAGUCAUCAUGACCUCAUGUUUUCUGAAGAAUCCCGGGAAGCUGCGAAAGAUGAAUUUGUGCCUGGAGAAAUAGAGCGUGUAAAGGAGCGUGCCAGGAUGGCUCAACAUCUGAUCACAGUAGAGAGUGAUAUGGCAUUAGACGAGAUUCAAAACAAGAAGUACUUUACUGUGCCAGUGAACAACGUCACGAAACUACGACCAGUAGAGCACCCAGCAUGGUUGCCCAAGCCAAAUGUGUUGCUUAGUGACAAUGAGGCCCUAGAUAAAGGUAUGUCAUCCAAGUGGAACAAGGCUUUGGUGGUGCCUGAUGAUGAUGACUAUAAUCUUGGUGAGAACAAGGCCCAAGAUGAAGGUAUGUCAUCUAAGUGGAACAAGGCUUUGGUGGUGCCUGAUGAUGAUGACGAUAAUCUUGGUGAGAACAAGGCCCAAGACGAAGGUAUGUCAUCCAAGUGGAACAAGGCUUUGGUGGUGCCUGAUGAUGAUCACAAUGAUCUUGGUGACAACAAGGCCCAAGAUGAAGGUAUGUCAUCCAAGUGGAACAAGGCUUUGGUGGUGCCCGAUGAUGACGAUGAUGUCCUUAUUGAUGGUGUCGACUCUCUUAAUAAGUCACUGGCUUGCAUGACAGUUCAGGCUUCUGAAAACAAAGUUAGCAUUUUAGUUAAUGACUCUGAGGAAGAGCUCUUUCCAUCUGGUGAAGAUCUGGACACAGAUGAGGACAUGAGGAUUAUUUUAGACACAGAUGAGGAGUUUUCAGAUGCUCCUGAAGAAGUGGACAGCAAUGAAAGUUUCAAGAUGAAUAAGCAAGCUCCUUUAAGUACAGCUGACGAGAGGGUUCUUGCGAAGACUGAUGGUCAGGUUGAAAAUAAUGCAGGGUGUGAUGUGCAAAUUGUGAAUGUGGAAGAGUCAAAUGUGGAACUGCUAGUCAAGGAUGAACAUCUAAUGGCAGAGGGUUCGUUUGAAGAACUGCAUGUGUCACCGAAUUUGAAGCUCUCAGUGCAGGACAAGCACAACACAAGAGAACAAAGAAAGUUGCCUUCUCUUUUAGGACUGGAGGAAGGCUUUCUCUCUCGCAAGGCAACUCAAGAUUGUUCCGACAAAGUUGCUCAAAAGUCGGCAUGUGAAGAGGUUAACAAGGACGCCAUUGGCCAGUCUUUGCACACUACUGAACAAGGAAAGAGGCCUGUAAAAAAGCGUUUGCUGCGUUCUCCUAAUCAGUCAUUAUUAUUCCAGACAGAGGCAAAACACUUGCAGCUUUCUCCCUCUGUCCUGCAGAAGGAAGGAAACGGUAACACUAGAGCUUCACCAAGAGGUCUCGGUGAGCUGCAGAAUAUUUUGCCUAGAACGGCAGCAAGCAGUCCUUCAUGUCCUGCAAGGGCAUCUUUCAGCCAGCCUAGGUUCCACAGUACGCCAUUGUCUACUCCUCCAAAGCGAAUCGCACCAUUUUUUGUAGGCUCGCCACUGCAAUUUUUGCCAUCACAAUGCCAAAAGAUGCCACCGAGUCCCUUUCAGGAGGCCCUUGCUAAGUCUGUAGAAUAUGCUGAAGUGGAUGUGACACCGCUGAAAGUGCAACAAGCUUCAGCCUCUCACUCAAGGCAAACAUCUGUUCAUGUGGUGUCGUCAUCGGAAAGUGAAGAGGAUGCCAGCAAGUCAAGUUCCGAUGAUGAAGUGGUGGUUCGCAGGCGCUUAACAAAAGCAUUCGUGAUCAUGGACAGUGAUGAAUCUCCUUGAAUACACUAAAAAUUUGCAGUUGCCUUUGCUGGCUUUAAGCUCCCCAUUUGCAAAAUGUGUAAAUACACAAAAUUGUUUCCUGCCAUGUUUCUGUCAAAUUAUGACCGUGCUUGUAGUAGCAGUGUUAAAAAAAAAAAGCACUGCAACUUGAGACACCUAUAUCACAAAUGCUUGUAAUGAACAUAUGUAUAGUCAGUACUGUUCCAAAAAUGUAGGUAGCUAAUUCCUUUGUGUAUUUUCUGUAACUGCUGUAAGAGGCAUUUUAUCAAAAGCGCCUGUCCCACAUUAGUCUCGUUCGUUCCUUGCUGGAAUGGAAAGAAAAUUAAUACAGCUAUAGACGAGGGGACCAGUAAAUGCUGCAGUUUUUCCCCCAAUUUGUUUCCUUGGUAUCUCAAUUAUUCAUUGUAUCAUAACCACUUUGCAUAAGCUAGAUAAGUAUUUUAUGUUGUGCAUAGUAUAUUUUACAUUUUUUCUUGUUUGUAUUUUAUGUAGUGACAAGUGUUAUGUAGCACUUGCAUAAAUGGUCACAUUUUAUAUUGCAUUUUAUUUAUAAAAGGUUGCAAGUUCUUUACUAUAAGGGAAGUCUGUUUAUGUUGCUUAAAGCUGCAUAAAAAGUGCAUAUUUGUUGUGUAGCUUUUUCUCUCUAGUUUCUUGACUUGUACUCAAGGACUCUGUAUUAAAAUAGAUUGCUCUAAGUGUUAUGCUUAGUCUCGUUAGAAGCAUUCCUUACUACAAAAAUGUGCUCGUCUGAUUUGGUUCUUCGUCUCCAUCUGUCUUAGUUUUAUUAGACACUCCAUGUCAAAAAUUUACGACACUAGAACUUGUUGGCUUACUACUUCAUUAUUUUGGCAGUAAUUAAAAAAAAUAUUGGCUCAAA